This is a messenger RNA of Mollisia scopiformis, 1514 nucleotides long. RefSeq lists its product as uncharacterized. NCBI's taxonomy places the organism in Eukaryota, Fungi, Ascomycota, Leotiomycetes, Helotiales, Mollisiaceae. The record is from RefSeq and is a predicted model, not a curated record. The coding region runs from base 298 to 1392 and encodes 364 amino acids. The transcript has 2 exons.
UCGCAACUACUCUCUUCCCAAUUCAGUUUGUGAAAGACGUUCAACGGGGUUCAAGUUUAAGAUCAGAGACCCUCCACCUGAGACCUUUGAUCAAGUUACUGCGACUUCGAUACUUGAUUCUCGACUACAAGACUUCUUUUACUUUUGCAGUCUGCUGGAUACUGAAGUCGAGAACCUUUCUUGAGACACAAAAUAGCUGGUUGAAUUUCUCAGCAGAACCUUCGUCGAAAUUCUUUAAAUCUUUCAUUUUUCUUUCGAGCUUGACCCACCAACGAGCAACGACGACCUCUUCUCAAAAUGGAGGAUAAAGAAGGUACACGAACAAUGUUGGCACAAGUCCGGGAGAAUUUCAGGCUUCUUGAGGUCGCAUCGGAACAACUCAACGCAUUUGCCGCCUUCAUUGAAGCUUUCUUCCUGAAGACCACCCUUUCCAACGAAAAUGCCAGGAACUUCCAAAAUUUCACAUAUCAUUCGAGACCUACUGUCUGCGAAAUCAUUGAAAUCUUCGGGGCUCAAGCCCAAGCGGCUGGAGACAAAGCCGAUCGGCUCGAGAGUGAUAUUCAGUUCAUGAAGCGAGUCAUGCUAUCUGAAGUAGUAUCUAUUAUGCAGCAAGAUCUUCGCGCGGUCUCGGAACUCAGGGUGACUCUUCAGCAUGUUCUCAGCCAAUGGAAGCUGUCGGACUUGGAUCAAAUCGAAAAAGGGCUGGAGUCCGCAAAUUCACAAGGUCUGAUAUCUAUCUGCGAGAAUAUAGCAAACCGUCGCCAUGAACAGCGUUACGUCCUUCACCAUUUCCAUAAGGUCAUCACGUCCGGACUCCUAUCGACCCAACUUGAAUUUGAUUUCUUGUCAGCCGAGACAAGCUCAUGCACGGGAGAUCAAGUCACCUAUGAGAAUAUUCUUCGAGCCGUUGAUUGGACUCGCGGAAAGGUCGAACUGCCAGACAUUGAGCCGAUCAUCAAAUCUUUCUUACGCUACUCUUUGAAAGCUGCAUUCGAAGACUUUGCACAACACAGACACAAGCUCGAUCAAUUCCUCAAAAAGAGUAGAAUUCCAUCGUUGGUCACCGAUAUUCAAAAGGUUGCUGCCAGUUCAGUCGUCUACCUGGGUCCUUACCCUAUGUUCAAGACACUCAACGAUGACAUCAUGAAGCUUUCAUGUAUCGCUGCCCUGUCAUGUAAGAAAGAGACGGAGGAGGAGAGGCCGAAGAAGCGAUUGAAGACUACGAAUGAGAAUGAUGAUCCCAAGCCAGCAGUCAAAAUCUUGAUCAAGACUACAGCGACAAAUAAGCAUGAUGCAACGAAAGAAAUUAGCGGCGGACCUUUGCGCCUUGUCCAAAAGCGAGGGAUACGCCCAGAAAUACGAACCCUCGAAAUUCCUACCAAGUUUCGAUAGAACUCCUAACAAUCUAGUACAGUUCUGCAGCUGCGGUAGAAUUCUGCGUGCCCGAGACGCUCCCAACCCGAUCAUAAACAAAGCGCGCAAAUUUUGUAUGCAUCGCAACUUCAAUGAUACUC